Messenger RNA from Hylaeus volcanicus, 837 nucleotides. RefSeq lists its product as uncharacterized. The record is from RefSeq and is a predicted model, not a curated record. NCBI's taxonomy places the organism in Eukaryota, Metazoa, Arthropoda, Insecta, Hymenoptera, Colletidae. The transcript is spliced from 4 exons. The coding region runs from base 162 to 506 and encodes 114 amino acids.
AGCAUCCUGGUAAUUAAAGAAGAUUUUGUUGAUUUUUUUUUUUUUUUAAAUAUAUUAUUUUUUGUUGUUCAAAGACUGUCAAUAUAAAAAAAGUAUUUCGUUUCGAUACAUAAUAGCUUUGACUUUAUAUAAAUUCAUAACUAGGUGAUCCAUCAAAACAAAUGUUUGCACAAUGUUUGGUAUACUUUUUAAUGUUUGGAAUCGUGAUUGACAAGGUGUUAACCUAUUCUCCCAACCAUGAUACCAAUCCGUCAUCCUACCAUCUUUAUCUCAAAAUGGAGCGUGAAAUACCAUCCAAUGAAGCGCUAGAUAUUCUGUUAGCUUCAAGGCGUAAGGCACGAAUGAGAUUGAAAAAUGAAGAACAUCAGGUCGCAAAUAUGAAGGAGGAAACGGAAAAUUUACUUAUGGAGGAGCAACGAUUGACUGGAUCCUUACUUGAUCUUCAAGAAAUACAAAACAAAAAAUUUGCCCCUUAUUUUCAACCGCACCUGGGUUCACUAACAUAGCGUUUACAAUAAAACUAUAUUUUUAAAAUAAAGAUUUAUUUUUAGAUAUUCUUUAUCAGAAUAAUCAUAAUGCGUAUUUUAGAAUAGGAUGGUUUAUUAAAAUUUGCAGACAAGUAUGAAUAUUGAUCAAGAGUUAUGAAACCACUAUGUAACGUUUUCUCGCAUAGAAAAUCUUUUUUCGUAGAGUUAUUUAAAAAAAAAACAACACUAUUCCUCCCCUUUUUAUAAAGCAUAAAAUAUAUUGCUAUAAGCGUACAUUCAAUUAAAUGUCUUUAACGCUUCACAUUGAAUCGUUCUUUCGUCCAUGGUUUUCAUUGAAACAAUAAAAAAA